UUUCUCCAUCUCCCACAGGUCUCAUUGAUCAAAAGUCACACAGAGAGAGUCUUUGUUUCUUCUUCUCCCUUCUUCUCCGAGUAAUCAGGAAGCAAAAGAUAACCAUGGGAUCUUCAGCUACUCCAGGCUGAGCUUUGUUUCUUCUAUUCUCCGAUCUCUGCUAGCUCGUUCCAAGUGUUGUCAUCUUCCAUUGAAUCUCUCACUGAGUUUAAAUCGAAGAAUCUUGUGGGAGAGGAUCUGAAGCUGUGUGUGUGUGUGUGUGUGUGUUUUAGCUUCUAAGGAUUAGUGAUGGAGACAAAUUCGUCUGGAGAAGAUCUGGUUGUUAAGACGAGGAAGCCGUAUACGAUAACAAAGCAACGUGAAAGAUGGACUGAGGAAGAACAUAAUAGGUUCCUUGAUGCCUUGAGGCUUUACGGUAGAGCUUGGCAAAAGAUAGAAGAACAUGUAGCAACGAAAACUGCUGUGCAGAUUAGAAGCCAUGCUCAGAAAUUUUUCUCCAAGGUAGAGAAAGAGGCUGAAGCUAAAGGUGUACCAGUGGCUCAAACGCUAGACAUAGCUAUUCCUCCUCCACGCCCUAAACGUAAACCAAACAAUCCUUAUCCUCGAAAGACCGGAACUGGAUCUCUCCCCAUCUCUAAAACGGGUCUGAACGAUGCAAAAGAGUCCCUUGGAUCAGCAAAAGCUUCUCUUCCUGAGACGGCCAGUGAAGAUCCGCAGGAAGACAACUGCUCAGACUGUCUCACUCAUCAACACCUCUCUGCUGCAUCAAACGCAAGCACUUUUCUAGAGUUCUUACCUUCACGGGAACAGGAACAGGGGAAUAACAAGGAGUCAAACUACAGUGAUUUGAAUAUAGAGGCAGGAGGACCUCACACUUAUCCAACGCAUAUCCCUCUGCUAGUUCCAUUGGGUACAACGUCUCUGUCACAUGCUCCUCCUUCACAGCCAGACGAGACUAGUCAUCAGUCCUUUCCUGAACAUAUCAUGUCGACCCUUUUACAAACACCAGCUCUCUAUACAGCUGCAUCUUUUGCCUCAACGUUUGGUGGCGGCCCACAAGGGAACUUGGCUGCCAUGGCUGCAGCCACCGUUGCAGCUGCAAGUGCUUGGUGGGCCGCCAAUGGGAUGCUCCCACUCUGCGCUCCUCCUUUUAGUUCAGGCAACCCUCCAACUACUUAUGAAGUAAACGCCCUCACAAAAACAAUGGAUCAAGAACACUCCGAGGCUUCAAAGGCUCGGUCUUCGUUGGAAUCAGAGGAGACUAAAAAUGGGAGUCAACCAGAUUGUCAUCAUCAUACUUGUGCAGCGACUGAGACUGAUGCAAAGGGAUCAGAUGGAGCGAGAGAUAGGAAACAAGUUGACAGGUCUUCUUGUGGCUCGAACACUCCCUCGAGUAGUGACGAUGUUGAGGCUGAUGCUUUGGUGGAGAGGCAAGAGAAUGGUGGCACCACCAAUGAGGAAGUGAAAGAAGUGGAUGGGGACACUACUAACAACCCACAAACUUCAGAAUCUAAUGCGCGACGCAGUAGAAUCAGUAGCUCUAUCUUAGCUGAUCCAUGGAAGUCUGUUUCAGAUGAGGGACGAAUUGCUUUUAGAGCUCUCUUUGCAAGAGAAGUUUUGCCACAAAGUUUUACAUAUCAGAGAGAGGAGGGCCAACAACAAAGUUAUCCAAUGGAGCUUGAUCUUAACUCCACAGCUGAUGAUCAAGAAGAGAACAGAAACAUAGCGUUUUUGGGUGCUUCAAAGCAGCAGCUAAGUAGAGGGAGAACAGGUUUCAAGCCUUACAAAAGAUGUUCAAUGGAAGCCAAAGAAAGUAGAGUCAUCAACAACACCAAUCCUAUCAUCAGUGUUGAACAGAAAGAUCCUAAGCGGAUUAGGUUGGAAACUCAAACUUCAACAUGAAAAAAAGUUGUAACUCUAUUAUUACAUCUGUUGUUUCUCUGUUUUCAUUCAAGUUUCAAGAUCUCACUGAUACAAUCUUCUUCUGUCUUUGAGGCAUUUGUAUUUUGUCCAUAGUCUUCUUGUAACGUUUGACUCUGUAUUAUCAAACAAAAUCAUAAACUGUUUAAUUUC
Messenger RNA from Brassica oleracea var. oleracea, 2073 nucleotides. Its product is annotated as protein CCA1. The coding region runs from base 289 to 1902 and encodes 537 amino acids. Gene Ontology annotation, molecular function: DNA binding. Lineage: Eukaryota; Viridiplantae; Streptophyta; Magnoliopsida; Brassicales; Brassicaceae. The transcript has 8 exons. The record is from RefSeq and is a predicted model, not a curated record.